Aureobasidium pullulans EXF-150 is the source of this 1039-nucleotide messenger RNA. RefSeq lists its product as uncharacterized. Bases 383 to 766 code for a protein of 127 amino acids. NCBI's taxonomy places the organism in Eukaryota, Fungi, Ascomycota, Dothideomycetes, Dothideales, Saccotheciaceae. The record is from RefSeq and is a predicted model, not a curated record. The transcript has a single exon.
CUCUCAGAACCAGGCCCUUGGGUCAGCGCACUGAUGUUAAUAUACCGACCUCAACACAGCAAUUCGGGGAUUAGCAUGACACUAAACCUGAUCACUUUUUCCGCCUUUUCUCUUGUUUCCACUUUCUCGAGUAUAAAUCUUUCGGCGAUAUAGAUCUGGUUGUGGCAGGUGACGGAAGGGACGGGGCGCACGCCGGGCGGGCGUACCACAUUGUCGGGACAGGAAAUCUGUUCCUGGAUGACCAAAACCAGGAUUUGUAAGGUGCACGGAGGGAAAGCUUCGGCGGGCGAUUGAACGAAUGAAGAUCUGGGUUUCCUUUGAUGCCCUCACUCUCAAUCGACCAGGAAUGUCAAGCUGCAUGUAGUGUAAUGGCUGUCAAUGUAUGGCUAGCGUGGAGCGAUGCCGAGUGGGCAUAAUUCUUCGUCGCACGUUCGACCCUCGAGGGUUCCGCAAGCUGCUAGCCGUGAGGACAAAUUCGUUUCUCCUGCUCAACCGCUUGCACACAUCUUCUUCAUUUAAAUUUCCGACUUUGUUACUCGUCGUCUCCCUCUCGUUACCGAAGAACCCGAAUGGCACCCACUUGAGUGAGAAGCCGGACCCGCUUUGGCUUCGCAAAUUGCCCAGAUGGAAGUUCCUGGUCGUCUGCGGAUGUGAGUGCGAAACGCUGCAGGGUUACCUAUGCGAGGUGCUUUAUCAGUCGAAAAAAAAGUCUAUCACAAAGUCAGGUCAUGGAGUGGUGCAUUGUGGUGCACUGAAGGAUAUAUAAGGAGGGUGUUGUCCUCCGGUCUGAGGCACCUCUCCAUCCAUCAGCAUCACAAGCACUCAACCUCCAUCUUCUUCACCUCUUUAAAAAGGACACCUCUUCUUCAAUACCUCCAUUCAGCAACCAUGCCUUCCAACACUAGCCACAUCCAGAAGCGCGACCAGCUCAACCAGCACCCUGAUCUUGUCCUCGGUACCAAUGAUUGGCAAGAGCCUGACCAGCACCUGGGCUUCCCUACCGACUUCGAAACGAGACCUGCCCCAGUAAGAGAGAGAG